Molecule: messenger RNA, 261 nt
Organism: Lactuca virosa
Lineage: Eukaryota; Viridiplantae; Streptophyta; Magnoliopsida; Asterales; Asteraceae
Source: the annotation of a GenBank genome assembly
AUGCCAACCGCUGGCUUGCUCUUUAUCUGUAACCAGAAUCUUGAUCGGAGUGAUCUGACCAAAACUUCUUCCUUCUCUUCUACGCCAAAUAAUAACUUCGAUCGCCAUCGCCAUCGCCGUCGCCGUCCAACUGUUAUCAUCACCACCCACCCUGCUAAUUUCUUCCUCUUACGCUACCAAUCAAACCCUCUUUUUCUCUCUCUCGUAACAUCGGAUUUAAGGAGGAGGUGUAGUGUGAUGGAGACAAGAUCUAUCUUGUAA